This is a messenger RNA of Penaeus chinensis, 2858 nucleotides long. Its product is annotated as cytochrome P450 9e2-like. Bases 57 to 1592 code for a protein of 511 amino acids. Gene Ontology annotation, molecular function: oxidoreductase activity, acting on paired donors, with incorporation or reduction of molecular oxygen; monooxygenase activity; heme binding. The transcript is spliced from 7 exons. The record is from RefSeq and is a predicted model, not a curated record. NCBI's taxonomy places the organism in Eukaryota, Metazoa, Arthropoda, Malacostraca, Decapoda, Penaeidae.
GUUCGCGGUCGGGAAGUGUCACAGUGGACGCUGACACGGGUCUUAGAUUCUAGAGGAUGAUUGGAGUAACAUGGCUGCUGUUGGGUGCGGCGCUAGCACUAUUUUGGGCAUAUUCGUGGUGGAAACACAGGUUCUGGGCAAAUAAAGGUGUGCCCACUCCGCCUGUGGUCCCUUUCAUCGGUCAUGCGCAUAAAUUGCUUCUCCCAGAUAAAAGAUGUAACUUUGAAAAAGAGGUCUAUUUCAACUAUAGUGGAUCAAAGUUAAGUGGUGUCUACUCCUUCCACGAGCCCAUGUUACUGGUGGGCGAUCCAGAACUCAUGAGGCACAUUUACGUGAAGGACUUUGAUCACUUUAUGGACAGAAGGACAAUAAACUUACCGAACGAAAAUGACAGAGUAAUGGCCAACAUGUUGACUAUGAAGACAGGUGAAGAGUGGAAGAAACUGAGAGCCAUCAUGUCUCCCACUUUCACUUCAGGCAGAAUGAAGGGGAUGUUCCCGCUCGUGUGUAAAAAGGCCGACGACCUCGUCUCCUUCUGCCUGAAGGAAGCACGCACGAAGCCCUUUGUCGACAUGAAGUAUAAUUUUGGCCGCUUUACCAUGGACACAAUUGCUUCCUGUGCCUUUGGUAUUGAAUGCAAUUCACUAGUGGAUGAAAAGCCAGAAUUUGCUGAAAAAGUUGACACUUUUUUCAAAAUUACGCCGGGAAUGAUAUGGAGAAUUGUUUUCCUGAGCGUAUUUCCUAAGUUUGCCAAGCUACUUAAUAUGAGAUUUUCAGUACCAGCAACAGAUUUCUUUACGGAAGUUGCCCGUGAGACCAUGCGAGCGAGGCAAAGUGGAAAUAAAAGAGGAGACUUUUUGGAUCUGUUGCUGGAGGCAGAAGUCUCCACUGGCGAUGCCGAAGGAAUCACGGCAAUGCAAGACGACAGUAAAUCAUCCCAGUCUAAGCAAGCACUGGAUGAACUGACCAUCAUCUCCCAAAGUGUCUUGUUCCUGGUCGCCGGUUACGAUACCACAGCCUCCACGCUGGCCUUUGCGUCCAUCCUACUUGCCAAGCACCCAGAGAUCCAGCAACGCCUUCGUCAGGAGAUCAGUGAAAUGGUCGAGGAACACGGCGACAUAACCUACCAGGGGAUUAUGGAAGCCAAAUAUCUUGAUGCUUGUGUCAUGGAAACCCUUCGUAUGUACCCACCGGGGCUUUUCCUGGAGCGCAAGUGUGUAAAGGAAUACAAGAUCCCUGGCACGGACGUGACCCUCGAGCCUGGCUUAAUAGUGACAUGCCCGAUCUUCAACAUCCAACGGGACCCGAAGUACUGGCCUGAGCCCGAGGAAUUUCGCCCCGAGCGCUUCUUGCCGGAGAACAAAGCAAGCAUCACCCACCUCACGCACAUUCCCUUCGGAAUCGGACCCAGGAACUGUAUAGCGAUGAGAUUUGCCCUCAUGGAAGCCAAAGUUGGUCUGGCCAAGAUGCUCCUUGCCUCAGACAUGAAGUUGGCACCAGGACACGAAGAAAUUAAGAUUGACUUUGGCUUAGGUUUGCUGAGGCCAAAAGACGGGGUUAACCUUCUCCUGACACCUUUGAAAGAAGAGUGAAAAAGGAAAGGAGAGAGAGAGAGAAAGAGAGAGAAAGUCAUUUAUUCCCAAUGAAUACAAGAUUGAGAAAGGAAAGAAAGGAAGAACAUGUAUAACGUGCCGUAUCAGUACCUUAUUCCUGUACAAUAGAAGGGGGCGUCUGAAGCAAUUGUCUGAAAUCUUUCGUAUGUUGGAUACGUCAUUUUCAAUUUUACCUUUACUUGCUAGUUAUUAAUAUAUCUCCAUUCUAACACCAGAAUAAAGGUAGAAAAUUAAUUCAUGAUAAUGAUAAUGAUGAUAACGAUGAUAAUAAUGAUAACAAUAUAAUGAUAAUAAUAGUGAUAGUAAUGAUGAUAUAAAGUCUUCCCUUCCAAGUGCAAAAACAGAGUAACGAAAUUAAAAAAAGCGCAAAAAAAUCAUGUAAUUGGAAAGUGCAUAGCAUGAGUUUUAAAAUAUAUAAAUAAAUGCUCACGAUUUAAUAUAUAUAUAUAUUUUUUGGAAAUUUCCGCUUUGCAAAUCUGAUUUUUUUCUCUGUUGGCAUGAAACUCCUAAUGCAGAAGUCAAAGUAACAUGUGAAAUAUAUUAUGUAUUUACAUAACUCAUCUUAAUAUAUUUUAUUUUACACUAGAUUUUAUACUGUUGUGACUUACCUUUAUGAAUAGUUUCGAGACAAUACCCUUUUCUAUUAAAAAAAUCUAGUUAUUUUUUUCGUUAAAUGAUCUUGGUGCCAAAAGAAUAGAAUAGGCUAUUGACCAAACUAAAAUAUCAAGUAGAUAUAUUAUUAUAAAUAUUUCUGUUUAAAAAAAGAGUCGCUUUCCAUAAAAGAUAAUAAGACAAAAUAACCAACCUUUCGAACUGACAUAAAACAAAAGAAGAGUGCCAGGCCCAGCUGUUUUCUCUUUAUUAGGGCUGAUUUCCGUUCCGUCCACUUUGACGACGAAGCCAAAAACGAAGUAUUUGGAUGUGUUGAAUUUAUUGAUUUAUUUACUAUUAUUCUUUUUAAUUAUUAUUCCUUUUUUUUUUUUUUUUUUUUUUUUUUUUUUGAUAGAACUAAAAAAAAUAUCUAUACAUACAUAGAACUGUAAUAAACAUUUCGUUAUUCAAAGAAAACGAAGCACAGAAAAGCAGCGGAAGAUUUGUAAUGAUGUAGAUUACAAGAUAACAGAAACUAAUAUGUGUUUAUUAUGGGUUAUAAGAUGAAUAAGUAAAUUCGUUCUGGAGGACCAAUCAUGAAGGGAUACAAAUAAUACUUGUAAUGACAAAUAAAGGUAUGGAACAAGUUCUUUA